CGAGUCCCCUCUCCCCCGAUAGCGAGUUCUUCUGCCGCACUCAGUAGCCUCGGUGCAACCGGCUGCACAUACAGAGGCUACAAUGUCCCACAAAAGCCAGGAUUCCGACCCAGAGGAGCUGCUGGAGGAUAUUGACGAGGAUGAAAUCUUGGCCAAUUUGUCCCCCGAGGAACUAAAGGCGCUCCAGAAUGAGAUUGAGGUUCUAGCUCCGGAUCCAGAGGUGCCGGUGGGAAUGAUACAGAGAGACCAGACGGAGAAAGCUCCAACGGGACAGUUUGACCAUAGAUCUCUGAUUGAUUAUCUGCACUGGGAGAAAGAGUCUAAGCGAAUGCUGGAAGAGGAGAGGGUCCCGGUGACUCUCCUGCCAUCUGAGAGAAACUUUCUAAGAACCGAGACGGAGGAAGCCUGCAACCAAAAAAACGAUGUAGAAGCAGUUGAGGAGUUGCCCGAAACCCCUCCAGAUGAUAACGUCAAUACGGCAGAAAAUCACCUCAGCGACGCAGAAGAGAUAUGUAUAGGGAAUGGGCAAGAGACACCAUCACGUGACAGCUCAGACGAGGAUUCGGAAAAAGCCAAGGAGAACGAAAAUACUAUGGAAAACGGCGACAGCCAACCAGAAUGUGACGUAACCGACCCAAUUCCUGAAACCGUGGAGGAAGAGAAAACCGUACAAGAAAUUAGCAACAGCGUUCAGACGUCGGAUGACAUUUCUGAUCCAGUUGAAAACACUCCAGAAAAACCUCCAGAAAAUAAGCCCAAUGGGAAAGUGGGCAAAUUAAACCUUCCGAAGAAACUGACACUCGACAGCAGCUUCAUAAAGAUGAGUGCUAGGCCUUCUGGGAAUCAAACCAACCUGGACAAGACGCUGCAGAGCAUCAGGGAGAACAACCCAGAUGUAAAAGAAGUCAAUCUGAAUAAUAUCGAGAAUAUCCCCAAAGAGAUGCUGGUUGAUUUCGUGAACGCAAUGAAGAAAAACAAAUAUGUGAAAGUACUGAGCAUGGCCAACGUUGGUGCCGACGACAAUGUGGCCUUUACCAUCGCCAACAUGUUACGUGACAACAGAAGCAUCGUCACCUUGAAUAUCGAAUCCAACUUUAUCUCUGGGAAAGGGAUCGUGGCCAUCAUGCGAUGUCUCCAGUUCAACGAGUACCUGACCGAGCUGAGGUUCCACAACCAGAGACACAUGCUGGGCCACCAUGCCGAGAUGGAGAUAUCGAGGCUGCUCAAGGCCAACAACACACUACUUAAGAUGGGAUAUCACUUUGAGCUGCCUGGGCCAAGGAUGGUUGUUACCAAUUUGCUCAGCCGGAAUCUAGAUAAGCAAAGACAGAAGCGGAAAGAAGAGCAGAAGCAGCAGCAGGACAAUGAGCAAGAUGAGCUUAUGGCCGCUCUAGAGAACGCAUUAGAACUGGGCAUUCCUAGGGAACUUUUAGAGAUGUUGGACAGGUCUCUUCCGAACUCGAGACUGCAAUCGAUUCCAGAGGAAACGCCACCGCCUCCUUUAUCACAACAGAACCGAAACAGACAAAUUAAAGACAAGCCCAAACAGAUCCCGGAGACCCAACACAACUCUGAACCUCCUCCUUUCCAAGCGGUAAAGCUCAAGAGGUUUCAACCCAAAUCUAUCGCCCAAAAGCUGUUAGAAGAGGCAGAUAAAUCCAGUGUCAGAGAUAUGAUCCAUCUGAAAAGAACAAGGCCCAAAGCGAGGGCGGUGGAAAAUACCCAGCCGUCCGAGAAAACCAAUCUGAAGGAUGUAAUAAGGACUCUUAAGCCAGUGCCAAGGAACCGACCACCUCCCCUUGUACAGCUAACACCGAGGGACGAGCUAUUAAAAGAUAUCCGCCAGAGUAACGUUGCCUACCUUAAAUCGGUACCUUUACCCAAGGAGCUGAAGUCGUUGGAUGAAGACGUUGAAUGAGCAAAUUGCAGAUGGAGCGGAUCAACACGGCAUAACCUUUCUAUGGACUGGGGUUGGAUAGAAGGGUUGGAUAGAAGGGUUCAGUGCUUGACACAAAUCUACUCUGCAUUCAGAUUAUAUAGUAUUAUAGAGAAGUACUGGUUCUGGAACAGCAGCUGCAGGUUGUAAAAUGUAUUGCUGUAUUCACUGUAACAGUGUGCUCUCCUGAGCAGGCAGGAAGUAGUGCAGCAAAAUAUGUGCUCCCCCAAAUGUGGUGAAAAAAUACAGUCAAGUGACCAGAAAGCAGAGUUGUAUGAAGCUCCAUUAGAUAGUUUCCUACAUGGCAAACACGAAGGGAAGUCAAUGUAUAGUCAUAGGAACGUACCUCGAGCUAUAUCUGGAAACGUGGGACAGAAAUAUGUAUAUAGGUAUCUGUCUGUCCCCAAACCCUCGGUACAAUUUAUACAUAUUAUAUGGCUGAAAGGCUGAGGUUCUUGUUAGUGCCAGGGGUGCCCUGUAGGCAUGUGUAGGGGUGUAUGUAUAAGGAUAUAUACCAUAUACAUUACAAUUAUACCCGACACAUUACGGAAACACCAACCUUCAGUAAAUGUGGAAAUGAAGCAGAAUAUGGAAGCUGAGCUGCCCCAUGCGUUGUGCUUAGGCCCCUACAUCUGCGGAUACAGAAGUCACAUACAGAGAGAUUGUUUUUAUAUUGGUUAGAAUUAUUAAAGCUCAAUAAAAAAAAGAAAGAUUUCUCAA
Messenger RNA from Xenopus tropicalis (tropical clawed frog), 2656 nucleotides. It is a transcript of the gene lmod3, whose product is annotated as leiomodin 3. Gene Ontology annotation, biological process: striated muscle cell development; pointed-end actin filament capping. Bases 83 to 1918 code for a protein of 611 amino acids. Gene Ontology annotation, molecular function: actin binding; tropomyosin binding. NCBI's taxonomy places the organism in Eukaryota, Metazoa, Chordata, Amphibia, Anura, Pipidae. The transcript has 3 exons. Gene Ontology annotation, cellular component: cytoskeleton; M band. The record is from RefSeq and is marked provisional.